AUGCUGCAAAUUUGUAUAUUUAUAGGUCCGACAGACACAGCUACUUCACAACCCGAAAAUUCAGGCAGCAAAUCUUCAUCAUCAUUUGGUCCCGGAAUAAUUGCCGUUAUUGCUUUGGUAGCUGUGUUAAUCAUUGUUGUUGCGGUGGGGUUAUUCAUUUAUUGGAAAAGUCGUAGUUUAGUCGGAAUCCCUACGGGUGGCUCAUCAGCACCUCUAUAA
This is a messenger RNA of Acaulospora morrowiae, 219 nucleotides long. The record is from the annotation of a GenBank genome assembly. NCBI's taxonomy places the organism in Eukaryota, Fungi, Glomeromycota, Glomeromycetes, Diversisporales, Acaulosporaceae.